GCCAUCUCUCCAACCACCAUGGCGUUGACGCUGGGCACACCCGUGAAUACCGCGCUCUUCCUCUUCAUCAUCUACUCUGUCCGCCGCAUCGUCUUUCCCUCCGUGUCCAAGCCCAAGACCAUACCACGCGAAUUCAAAGCUGGGUACUCUUGGAUCCCCAAAUCCCACCCACCCACCGUCCUCUUCAAGACAUACACGCCCAAGACCCUCGAGCCUUUCAGCGGCAGAGAUGGGGGACGCAUUCUUCUUGCUAUCAACGGGGUCGUCUUCGACGUGACCGCUGGUCGAAACUUCUAUGGCCCCAAUGGGAUGUACGGUAACUUUGCGGGACGAGAUGCCUCACGGGGAAUGGCGAAGCAGUCUUUCGAUAUCGAGAUGUUGACUCCCAUCGACCAACCGCUCGAUAAACUUCAAGACUUGCAGCAGGAUGAAAUUGAUAAUAUGCGAGGGUGGAUCGACCACUUCUCCAACAAAUACAUCAUUUGUGGCAAGCUAGUCGAGAACGAUGCUAUUUUAGACUUGCAUAGUUAUCGCGUGAUAGCCCCUCCUUUGCAUAAAACGCUCCCAGAGCUCUAA
This is a messenger RNA of Mycena indigotica, 576 nucleotides long. Its product is annotated as Damage response protein 1. Bases 19 to 576 code for a protein of 185 amino acids. The record is from RefSeq and is a predicted model, not a curated record. The transcript is spliced from 5 exons. Lineage: Eukaryota; Fungi; Basidiomycota; Agaricomycetes; Agaricales; Mycenaceae. Gene Ontology annotation, cellular component: endomembrane system; membrane.